Polypterus senegalus (gray bichir) is the source of this 780-nucleotide messenger RNA. Its product is annotated as ATP-dependent translocase ABCB1-like. The annotation marks the transcript as partial. Gene Ontology annotation, biological process: transmembrane transport. Gene Ontology annotation, molecular function: ABC-type transporter activity; ATP binding. The transcript is spliced from 4 exons. The record is from RefSeq and is a predicted model, not a curated record. NCBI's taxonomy places the organism in Eukaryota, Metazoa, Chordata, Cladistia, Polypteriformes, Polypteridae. Gene Ontology annotation, cellular component: membrane.
GAAGAAAAAUAAAAAAGAAGAACUUGCAAAGUCAGUGGGAAUAUUCCAGCUGUUCCACUAUGCUGAUUCUUUGGAUAUCAUAUUGAUGAUAAUAGGUUUAGUCUGCUCUGCAGCACAUGGCGUUGCACUACCGCUUAUGAUCAUUGUGUUUGGACAAAUGACUGAUAGCUUUGUCAGCAGUGGCAUACAAGUAAAUAUCACAGUAAACUCCACACUGAAUGCAAGUAGCUCAGACUGCCCUCAAGUGACUGGGGUGGAUAUUCAAGCAGCUAUGACAAGAUUUGCAUAUUACUUCAUCGCCAUUGGAUUUUCUGUGUUAGUUCUUGCUACAAUUCAGGUAGCAACGUUUCUGCUCAGCUCCUCAAGACAGACACAAAGGAUCCGUGAAAAAUUCUUUUAUGCAGUUCUUCAUCAACACAUGGGCUGGUUUGAUGCACAUGAGUUAGGAACAUUAAACACAAGACUGACUGAGUAAGUGACAUUUUUAUACUGUAUUAUUGAGAGCUUUAUGCAGUCUCUCUAAGGGACAAAAUAAGCCUUCUGAAGAAACCAUUUUACAAACAUUACACUUUUUAAUGGUUUGGACCACCCCAGUGCAGAAAUGUUUGUUGAUAUGUGAGGAAAAUUGUAGUUCUUGGCGAAAAAACAUGAGGACAUGGGGAUAAUGUGCAUGGAAUUGAAACCCCAGAUUUUGGAGCUGUGACAAAAAUAAGCCUUGUGGAGAAAUGAGUCUACAAACAUCAUCUAUUUUGCAUUGGUCUUUGGACCUAAAAUAUAUAU